Messenger RNA from Diaporthe citri, 1500 nucleotides. RefSeq lists its product as uncharacterized. The record is from RefSeq and is a predicted model, not a curated record. The coding region runs from base 1 to 1500 and encodes 499 amino acids. The transcript has 7 exons. Gene Ontology annotation, molecular function: protein kinase activity; ATP binding. NCBI's taxonomy places the organism in Eukaryota, Fungi, Ascomycota, Sordariomycetes, Diaporthales, Diaporthaceae. Gene Ontology annotation, biological process: protein phosphorylation.
AUGGCAUACGCCGGUCCAGUCACGCCGCCGGGUCAAGCCGGUUCGCGCUCGACCAACGUGUGGUCGCCAGGCACACCUAGGACGCCGUCGCAGGUGGCACGCGUGAGGUACCGAGAGAACGAGUAUUUCAAACUCUGGCGAAGUGGGCGUAAAGACGAGUGGCAGGGACCGCAAUGGAAGAUAGCUCUGGAAGACUUACCGCCCAGGCGCCCCGGCGCCUGGGACCGUCGGAUGUCAACACCGUCGGCUGGGGUCGAGAACCGCCGCCAGGCAGCCAAGAACAGCAUACGAUACUAUCCAUCCGGGUCAGGGUCGGCGGCACUUUCGUUUAUUCAGGAGCCCACCAAAAAGAUGUUGUCGACGAUUCGGGGCGCGUCGCUCCUCAAGAUUCUUGGGUACGGCGGCCAGGGGGUUGCGGCUUUGUUGGAGGUCACCGAUCGACAGGGGCCGAGCAAGAAGGCUGUUAUGAAGAUGUGCACUGAAGACGACGAAUGGGCCAUAGAAGAUCUGAAGACCGAGAAGAAGUGGCAGGUUAGCUUGAUGAGAGCAAUGCACGCGGUGCAACUGAUCAAAUGGGCUACACUUAGAGGGACACCACUGGCGCCGGAGGACGUAGAACUUGAUAACAAUCCAAGGCUCUAUUUCAUGGAGCUGAUGAAGAAUGGCGACCUUCACCAAGUCAUUGGCCGCGCUGGAAAUAUCGGUCAGAAGCUGCCUAGCAGAUUGUUGUGGAAGAUUUUCGCGUGCCUUAUUCGGGGCUGCAUCGCUAUGAAGUAUCCACCCAGAUUACAAAGUAUCGUAUCAGGUACAAAUGAGAACUGGCUUCCAGAAGUUGGGCCCAACAUAAGAGAAGAAGUACCCGCAGGCCUUGGUAUGAGAACGGCAAGGGACUACGACUUAGUACAUUUUGACCUUGACCCAAAGAACAUUUUCAUUGGAGAUUUCGAUGGCGAGGGCCAUGGCUACGUCCCCCGAUUCAAGAUUGCAGACCUUGGUCUUGCAGACAGAACCACAGAAGAAUUGCUGACAACGUCGAACAAUACCAUCAAGAGUGGGAAUGGGCUGGAGAAUUACCGCGCCAGCAGCAACCCCCACUACAAGUGGCGGCCAAUUACGGAUCCUGGAGUAACGUUCGGCCCCUUCAACAGCCACGGCCUGCCGCAACAGUACGCAAGCGUAGAGACCGUCCGAGACCACAACGGAGAAGCAGUAUCACCAUUCCACACAAACGGCGCCGGCCUAGUGGGUGAAGAAGGACUUGAUCCGCGGCUGAGAAACCUGCUCAUGCGGUGCCUGGCUUUGAUCCCUGCCCAUCGGCCAGGGUUAAUCGAACUAGAAGCAUGGGCAUCCGAUGCGGAGACAAAUCCGGGAUUUUUCAGUGGCAUCGGGGGUAAUUUGACGUCGACGGAACUAGCAGACCAGUUCAUAUGUCGACCAAGAAGCCCUCCGCCGGCCAAAAUACAGGUAUCCAAGUCGGGGGACACGUCAAUGAAAAUGUAA